GAAACUUUCAUUCUUACCACCACCAUGUCUGACCUCAAAGUCGAAGGAUUCAAGACUGGCGACAUCAUGGCUGGCCUCAGUCAGGCUAUCAGUCAGUUCUCAGACACAGAGAGGCAAGCACAGAUCAAGAAGACCAACGGUAUUUUCGAAUUGAACGUCAAGAAUGCCGAGGGAAAGGAGUCUACGUGGACUAUUGACAUGAAGAAGAAGGGUGAAAUCACCAAAGGACCCGCGAAACCCAAAGCAGAUGUUACCAUAAUGCUCAGCGAUGAGACGUUCGUUGGGUUGUCGGAUGGAACUCUCAACGGCCAGAAGGCGUUCAUGACAGGAAAACUCAAGGCAAAGGGAAACAUCAUGCUUGCGACCAAGUUGGACGGGCUAUUGAAGACUGCGAAAGCCAAACUUUAAGCUACGGUCAUUUAUUCAUGUAUUAUUAUUAAGCAUAAUAACCUUCAAACCAUCCAAAACAUUCAACAUUUAGCGUCUCAUUGUGGCGACUCUCCCCUCACAUACACGGGACGUUUACUACAGACGAUCAACACACGCUCGUUGUUGUUUAGAAACCGACGAUCAUUUGUUGAAUUGAUACCCCACACUGUCGCUUGCUUCCCCUCACCUCAUGAUCAUCACACACGCCGUUUUGUUUGUGUUUUGUGCGUUUUUCGACUUACAUACCACCCUACACUAUUGAACUCGUUGUAGAUAAGGAUAAAGUCCAUUACUUCUCGAACUUGUAUUAGUACUCAUUUGAUAGUAUUACCGGUGACCGG
Marasmius oreades (fairy-ring Marasmius) is the source of this 770-nucleotide messenger RNA. RefSeq lists its product as uncharacterized. Gene Ontology annotation, cellular component: cytosol. The coding region runs from base 25 to 408 and encodes 127 amino acids. The record is from RefSeq and is a predicted model, not a curated record. Lineage: Eukaryota; Fungi; Basidiomycota; Agaricomycetes; Agaricales; Marasmiaceae. The transcript has 5 exons.